CAUCAUCAGCAGCAAAGUGCCUUCUGUGCCUUCAACGGAGAUACACACACCGUGGUGCUGGGUGCUUGUGUGUUGUUCGCGAACCUCGCUUCCUCGCAAAACAUACAUUUUCCGUUUUUCCCUUGCGCCAAAAGUGUGUUAUCUUUGUGUGUGGUUGCGAAAACGUGCGGUCCGAAAAAGGUUUCGUUUCCCAGCACCCCCCCUUUUUCGUGAAACUGUAAAAGGUGCGGGCAUAAGCCGAAAUAAUGCUGCAGUUACGCUGGUUUGAGAAUGAAACGUUCGCUUUCUAGCGAAGGUUUCGCACGGCGGGCUCACAAGCACCACCCCAUUUCCCCCAUUUCGCCCGGUCGUUUCAAGGUGGAGAAAGUAGCCAAGUGAUACAGCAGCAGCAGCACGAGGUACUGGAAACGGAAGCCGGGCGGGCGGGCUGCAGCAAACCAAACCCACCCAACAAUAACAACAACAUCAAACAGAAGGCAACUCCUCCGCACAGCAGCUGCAGCAGCAUAAGCAAGCAAACCCAAAUUGCUCGUCCAAGCGCGGUAGGAAGUGCACGGCUCUGUUAUUUUGCGCGUACUGACCACGACGAGGACCACCGCCGACUUAUUAUUGUUGUUGUUGUUGCUGCUGCUAUUUGUUCGCUUUCGCUGACCGAAACCGAGAAAACGGGCACAGCUGGCAAAUUCAUUCAUUUCGCAUCGCGUAACGCAGGUUUACGGUUCGGUUCGGGCUACGGUGCUGCUUUUACAGAGGCAGGAAAGUGAACGUGCUUUGUUAAAAUGUGUUUUCUCUAGCAAAAUAUGGCCAAUCCAGUGAAGUUUACUUAAUACUAAGCUUGUGUUAAGUGCACCGUACGAUCAUACUUGAUCAUCUGUCAAAUUACGUUCUGCAAGAUAAACAAACGUAUCGCGCCGUACACUAGCAGCGUCGCUUCCUACACAAACACUCAGAAACCGCGAAACGCGCCUUGUGACUAAUUUGAUAAAUAAAUACAUUGGCGCGCGCACAAGAGGGCCACGAAGUACCCUCAUUCUACUCGCAGAGGCGCGCGGCCAAGAUAGCGAAGCUGCGUAGAACGAGCGUACGAGCGAAAGGCACGGCACGAUGUCGCUACGCGCCAUACAGAAGCGAGAUAGGGAGAAAUUAUCGUCCUCCCAGCGGCAACAGUUUAUCAGCAACAGCCAGCACCAGCAAUGGAACAACGGGCCUCCUCCUUCUGGUGUUGGUGCAAUAGUGCUGGCAGCAGGAACAGCACCGACGACGACGGCGGCCAUGAAGAUGACAGCAGCUGUUGCAACCGGCGACGUACCGUCGGUUCAAUCGAUUCUACAGCACCAGCAAGCAAAGCGCAAACAAACCCAAGCUGCUUACGGUCGUCUCGUAUCAACAACGACAACCCAUACGCCGUCAGUCGUUCUAAGACGGUCCAGCUCGUAUCCAACGCUACAGCCGUCAGGGAAGCAACAACUGCAGCAACAGCUACGUCCGGUUCGGUCGGAAAGUGACCUGUGUGUGGUGCGUGAUUCACCGGGAAGAGGUGGCGCUGAUUCCGCCUACGGAGGUGCGGUGGCCGGAAGUGCUAGUACCAACAGCUUCAGCACCAACAAUCUUUACCUCGGUGCCAAAUCGGAGGUGUGCCUUAAAACGUUGGCCGUCAAGAAUACAGUGCCUGCCGGUCUGAUGAUGCAGCAAUCACUGGCACCCCGCGGUGGCGGUGCUGGUGGUAGCAUCCGGAGUGGGUCGAGCGGUGGUUCCACGACCCAACCCUCCUCGAAACGGUUGUACGAAAGCCGCCGUACGUCGGAGCUGAGCAGCAGCGAUUUCGGUACGAGCAAAUCGGAGCUGCAUCUCAAAUCGAAUGCCAGCGCCGUCCGCAUUCCGAUCGUGGGUUACGAGGUGAUGGAGGAACGGGCACGCUUUACGAUAUUCAAAUUACGCAUCGAAAACAGCAUUUCACACACCUGCUGGUUGGUGCUGCGCCGGUACACCGACUUUGUGCGGCUAAACAACAAGCUCAGGACGCUCUACCCGCACUGCAAUCUGGUGCUGCCGCGUAAGAAAUGGUUCGGGGACAACUUUAGCAGUGGCUUCAUCGACAACCGAAUACAGGGACUGCAAACGUUCAUCAACACCAUUCUGGGGGACGAUGCGAUGCGCACGUGUCAGGCGGUGCGAGACUUUUUCUGUCUCGAUGAACCACCAUCGUACUCAGAGAGUAUGGAGGAAUCAAGGGUGAUCUUUGAGGCCCAGGAGGAAACAAUAGCACAGCUAAAGCAGCAACUCCAAGCCAAAGAGGAUAUGGUGCAGACGCUGCAAACGAAGCUAGCCACCGAGCUAAAUCGUAACGCGAUCCUUACCAAUGUUAUACGCAACAGUGUGGAAAAUUGUGCCAAAUGUUCACAGUCUGUCGAUCAGGUGAUGAAGGAAUCGGUCUACAAGUAGCUUGCCACACAGUGUUACCAUCACCAUUUUGUCCGCGUUGCAACAGUUCAGUAAGACUGCGCCUGGUGUUAUGCAAUGUGCGAAGCUUGCAUUGCAAUAAAAACAAACCCCGUCACGGCAGAUAUUGAUAAGCUAUAGUAAUGGUUAACUAAUUAAUUAAAAAAGCGCGAAUAUAAAGACGCAAAUACGAUAUUCUUCAAA
This is a messenger RNA of Anopheles stephensi (Asian malaria mosquito), 2643 nucleotides long. RefSeq lists its product as uncharacterized. The coding region runs from base 1105 to 2442 and encodes 445 amino acids. Gene Ontology annotation, cellular component: late endosome; early endosome; extrinsic component of endosome membrane. The transcript has 4 exons. Gene Ontology annotation, molecular function: phosphatidylinositol binding. NCBI's taxonomy places the organism in Eukaryota, Metazoa, Arthropoda, Insecta, Diptera, Culicidae. The record is from RefSeq and is a predicted model, not a curated record. Gene Ontology annotation, biological process: early endosome to late endosome transport; endosome to lysosome transport; protein targeting to lysosome.